Molecule: messenger RNA, 4648 nt
Organism: Spinacia oleracea (spinach)
Lineage: Eukaryota; Viridiplantae; Streptophyta; Magnoliopsida; Caryophyllales; Amaranthaceae
Product: berberine bridge enzyme-like 8
Molecular function (GO): FAD binding; oxidoreductase activity
Source: RefSeq, a predicted model, not a curated record
UUUUGGACUUCGGGGUCUGAGGCUCUCAUUAAAUAUUUUAGUGGGCCAAUUUUUUUUGGAUGGUAGUGGAAGGGGAUCUAGCUUGGUUAUGACUUGUUUUGUAUGGAAGAACAUAUGUAAAGAAAUAGUUUUAAUUCCUGUAAAAGAAUCAGGGAAGAUUAAAAGCUCAAUCGAUUAUUGUUCCCUACAGAAGCAGGGAAGAAAUCUCAUGGUUUGAAUUCUUCUUCAAUAAAUGAAGUAUUGUUCACCAGACAUGUAUACAGAACGCCAAAACAAAGUGAUCUGAACAGUGCCCUUAAGGAGUUAUCAAAUAUAGGAGAAAAGAAUGGCUAAUUGAUUACAAUAUUAAAAUUUUUAUAUUGAUAUCUUUGCAAUAAUUAUUGCAUUAAAAUGGUGAUAUGGAAAAGGAAGGGAUGUGUAAAACUUAUAACAACACAUUAAAUAGUAGUAAAAGUAAAUUAAUGUGUUGUGUUUGAAACGGAUGAUUUUUUAUUUUUGAUGAUGGAAAAUACCAUUUUUUAUAUUUGAAAUGGAAACACACAUUUUAUUAAAAUGCAAUAAAAGCAGAUUGUAGAGUAAAACAUAAAAUUGAUGAUAUAUUUCCUUAAUUAUCAGGAUUUAUGAUGCUUAAUAUGUGAUUGCAUUCAUUCUUAUGGAUUCUUUUUUCAUAUAUAAGAGGAUGUUCAAGAAAGAAAUUAUUAAACCAAAAAAAAGAUGAUGCCCCAAAUUUUGAUGCUAAUUUUCGUUCUUAUACAAAUAGAUGCAUCAGUUUCAGAAAUUAAUAGCGAAAACUUUCUUGAUUGCCUUCCCCAGCAUUCUAAUACCUCAAAUUUGAUCACUGAUGUCAUCUACACUCCACAAAAUGCUUCAUUUUCAUCCAUUUUGAAUGCAAAUGUUAGAAAUUUACGGUUCAACAUGUCAUCUACCCCAAAACCCCUAGCUAUUGUCACAGCCCUAGAAAAGUCUCAUGUCCAAGCAACUAUUUUGUGUGCUAAGGCUCAUGGUCUAGAAAUGAGGAUCCGAAGUGGUGGCCAUGAUUACGAGGGUCUCUCCUAUGUAUCCCCAAACCCAUUUAUAAUACUCGACCUUUUCAACCUUCGAUCAAUCAAUAUUGAUCUAGGAACCGACACUGCAUGGGUCCAAUCUGGGGCAACACUUGGUGAGCUUUACUAUAGCAUAGCGAAUGUAAGCAAUACACGUGCCUUCCCUGGAGGCGUGUGUCCGUCUGUUGGGGUAGGAGGUCAUUUUACCGGAGGUGGUUAUGGUAAUAUGCUUAGGAAAUUCGGGUUGACAGUUGAUAACAUCAUUGAUGCUGAAAUUGUGGAUGUUAAUGGUGUGAUUCUUAACCGGGAAACUAUGGGAGAAGACCUAUUUUGGGCUAUUAGAGGUGGUGGUGCUGCUAGUUUUUGUGUUGUUUUAGCAUGGAAGAUUAGUUUAGUCCAAGUUCCUGAAACAGUAACCACCUUUCUUGUAAAUAAGACCUUAGAUGGUGGGGGGAACGCCAUUUUCGAUCAAUGGCAACAUAUUGCAUACAAUUUAGACCCUAACUUGUUCUUAAGAAUAGAAGCUCAUGUCGCCAAAUGAAACCGAAAAGGGUAAAAAAAAAUGGUGCAACUUCAGUUCAUAGGAAUGUACCUAGGACAGUCCAACACCCUUAUUGAGCUGCUAAAAGAACAUCUUCCUCUGUUAGGGUUGAAGAAAGAUGAAUGUAAUGAACAGAGUUGGGUUGAAUCAACUGUGUUUUUCUAUGGUUUACCAAUAAAUACUUCCCUCGAGAUUUUGCUUGAUCGUUAUCCACCUCUCGGUUUGUCAUUUGAUAAACACAAGUCAGAUUAUGUAAAAGAGCCGAUCCCUAAUACGGGAUUAGAUAUAUUAUGGAAGAAGAUGCUUGAAGUAGAGAAUGUAACCAUGCAAUUUAAUCCAUAUGGUGGAAAAAUGAGUGAAAUUCCUGAGACUGCAACACCCUUCCCUCACAGGAAAGGGAACCUUUUCAAGAUUCAAUACCUUUCUUAUUGGAAAGAAAACUCGAGGGAGCUUACACAACGAAGUAUUGAACAAACGAAAGAGGUUUACGAGUUGAUGACUCCUUAUGUAUCUAAGAGUCCGAGGGAAGCCUUUCUGAAUUACAGGGAUAUUGAUAUUGGAACCAAUGCAAAUAAUAGCUUAGCUUUUGCUGUAAACUUUUUCAAAGGGAACGUCGAUCGGUUGUUGAUGGUGAAGGCUAAGGUUGAUCCCAGCAAUUUCUUUAGGAAUGAGCAAAGUAUUCCUGUUUUGGUUAGAAACUAACAUACUGGUUAUAAGCUUUAAAAUCUAUUUGUGCCACAUUUUAUGUUUGUAUUUCAUGGUUAGUUCACCAUUUAGAGAGGGUGAUUCCUACUUUUGGCCCCCUGUGAAAUAAUAUACGAAUAAUGUCUUGUUUUAUACCCCAGUUCUUGAAAAAGCUCUGUAAAAUAACUCUUUAUCAGAGUAGGUUAGAUCAGAAUAUGUGGUUUAUGUACCUGGCAAUGUGCAUCCUGUUUUUAAACGAACGUAUUGUUCAAAUCCAAAGAGCAUAUAUUUUAAAAACGUAUUGUUCUUUCACUUUACAUUCUUGGUCAUUACAUCUGAAAAAAUUGUCGGGAUCAACUUUAGCCUUGGUCAUUAACAUUUAACAACCUUGGCAAAUUCCCCUUGAAGUACAUAGAGCCAAAUGUGGUGUUCCCAUCCUUAUUUGUACCAAUAUCAAUGUCCCUAUUGUUCAAAAAAUGUUCCCUUGGAUUCUUGGAAACAUAAGGAGCUAACGUAUCGUAAAGUUCUCUAGACGCGUUUAGGUAACGAUUAGCAAUUUCCUCCCCGUCUUCAUACCAUAUUGCAUUGUACUGAAUUUUGAAUAAAUAUCCCGAUCUAUGAGGGAAGAGAGUUGCAAAUUCAGGGAUUUUGCUCAUUUCUCCACCAUAAGGAUUAAAUUGCAUGAACAUGACUUCUAACUCGAUCAUCUUCUUCCAUAUUGCUUCUAACCCUUCCUUUGGGAUCAAUUUUUGAACAUAAUCUGAUCUGAACUUUGAGUGAUAUUGUUCAAUUGGUGUCCUUUUGAGUAGGUCUUCAGUUGUGGCGCCUUUAGGGAAACUGUACCAAUAUAGGGUUGUUUCAAUCCAAGGCAUUUCAAUGCAAUCUUGUAAAUGCAAACCUAAUAAAGGAAACGAUUUUCCAACGAUUCGUUAGCCCUUCCGAGGUAAAGGGCAAUGAAAGUGACCUUUACCGUCUUAUUUCCCUCUCGACUCCCAUUUACAACGCGAGGAAUUGCCCUAAUGAAGAGUUUAGGAUCAAUUUUAACCCUUUGCCAUUGAUCAAAAAUAUUUGUUGCCUCUUCGUCUAGAGUUCUUCCAACGUUAAAGACCGUGACAAUUUCCGGAACUUGUACUAGUUUGAGUUUCCAUGAAAGCACAACACAAAAACUCGAGGCUCCACCGCCUCUGAUGGCCCAGAAAAGGUCCUCCCCCAUCGAUUUCCUAUCAAGUAUAUCUCCAUUAGCAUCCACAACUUUAGCAUCCAUUACAUUAUCACUAGAAAGUCCGUAUUUCGUAUCAAAUUACCAUAACCACCUCCACUAAUGUGCCCACCUAACCCAAGUGUUGUGCAAAUCCCAUCCGGGAAACGCGAGUGUGUUGCUCAAGUUUGCGAUUUUAUAGUAAAGCUCACCUGACUGUUGCCUUAGCUUCGGCCCAUGCUGUCUCAUUUGCAACGUCGAUAUCAAUGGAUCGAAGAUUGAACAUGUCUAACACGAUAAAAGAUUUAGGCGACGUGUAUGACAAACCUUCAUAAUCGUGACCCCCACUUCGUAUCCUAACAUUUAAGCCAUGAGCCUUGGCACAAAUAAUAGGGCUUGGACAUGAAAUUCAUCUAAGGGUGUCACAAUGGCUAAAGGUGACACGUGAAAUUCAUCUAAGAUUUGUUAAAUCUUUCGUUUCGAAUGUAAGAUCGAAGAACAUAAGACAAGGUUGCAUUAUGCAAAGUAUAUAUUAUGUAGUUGUUUCGCAUAUAUUUAGCCAACGAGUUAGCCGAAUUGUUUUUCACCCCUUAACAAACAAAACUAAUGGAAAAUUUCUUCCCCUUAGUUUUGUACCCAUCUUGACAAAUCUUAAUGAAAAAGCCUUGUUUUUGGCAGCCAAACUUCAACAGUAAUUACAGCACCUUUAGAACUGCUAAACAACAAACACAGAUUUGGGUCAAACCCAACAAAUACCCAUAAUCAAGCAUUCAACCAUCAUUAUCAAAAACCACCCAUCUAAUUUGCAAACAUGUCAACAACUAAACAAACAUUAUAUUAGCUGUUAGUUUGUUACAAUUCUCACCAAAUAUUAUAAUCUUAUUAUUCAUGUUACAUAUAUAUACACACUUUUCAUGCAAUUAACUCUUCUAAACCUAAAAUCAUCAAAAACUUGAAAAAAUGACAAAUCUCCUAAAAGAGGGUAACUUAGCCAUGGUGGAGAAGCAGGGCACAUGCUUCAUACAUGUAAAUGUUUUUCAGACACUGCAUUUUUAUGUUGGUGUCUUGAGAAUUACUUCCUCGGUCCGGAAUUAAGUAUACGAUAAGUAAAUCCGGAUAAAGGUAGUAUAUACUAUAUAUGUAGGCUUGUGUCCUGCCUCACCAUCUUGGUAACUUGCCCUG